GCGAUGUCAUUGAGCGUCUCCAAAAGGAGCAGCGCAGUUGACUCAGUUGAGCCUGCGCUGGUCCUCACACACUCACUCCUCUCACAUGCAAACACACACACGCUCACACACACUCAGGCAUUCAGUCACACAGCUGCUGCUGCGGAGCGCGGAGGAGUUCAGAGAGACGGAGGGAGGAGAGAGAGAAGGGACAGGCAGCACCAGCAAAGAGAGAGAGAGAAGGAGGAAGAGAGAGAAGCAGGCAGGGAGGGGUGGAUUGCUGCUGUCACACUUUCACACCUAACGUCUACGUUGGGAUAGAGAGAUUUGAUGUCCGAGGAGGCAGGGUUGGAUGUGAGAGGCAGCAGCGAGGAGAGAAGCAGCCAGGCGCCCAGAGACCCGGAAAGUGAGAGGGCACCAGAGUCCACCCUGAGCGGCACCGCCAACCCCCCGACUACCACCUCUACCAGCAGCAUCACCUCCAACCAGCACCACAACAACAGCGCUAGCCCCACAGCCGUCUCCAGCAGUAGCAGUAGCGGUGGCUCCAGUGGUGCCAUAGGUGUUAGCAUAGUUAGCCGCAGCGCUAAGGGAGCAGAGGGGAGGUCCUCCAUGCAGUUCAGCACCAGACCUCCCAGUGCUGAGCCUGGCUUCAUGGGGACAUGGCAGCAACAGAGCACUGACCAGAGCAACCUCCUCUUCAGAAUGUCCCAGCAGGCGGGUGCUGUAACGCGGCUUCCUCUGAAGUGCGACAGGUCGACUAUGGGCCGAGACCUUACGGACGAGGUACAGUCGCUUCUAUAGCUUGACAUGUUUCUCCUAUCUCCUCAGUAUUGUUACAGCAUCUGAGAUGCAGGCAUGCAGCGGUAUUUGAUCCCAAUACAAGCAAUAGGUGGAUUAACACAUCAGAAAUGUUAGUGGAAAAUAUAAACUAUAGUAAUUAUAUAGGUUAUUAUUAUACCUAAUAUAUGUUAAUAAUGGGCCAAGCAUGAACACAAUGGUAUAAUAAUAAUACUCUAUUGUAUUAUUUUUUUGCUAUUAAAAUAGUUCAGCAAUUUUCUAAAUAUGCCAUUAUACUUUAUUACUGUUAUUAUUGUUGAGUGUUAUUUCAUGUUUGAAAUGCCAGGUGCAUGGCCUAUAGCAGAGGAUUCUAGCAGAACUCAUGGCCUAUAGCAGAGGAUUCUAGCAGAACUCAUGGCCUAUAGCAGAGGAUUCUAGCAGAACUCAUGGCCUAUA
Messenger RNA from Salvelinus fontinalis (brook trout), 1215 nucleotides. RefSeq lists its product as uncharacterized. Lineage: Eukaryota; Metazoa; Chordata; Actinopteri; Salmoniformes; Salmonidae. The coding region runs from base 310 to 783 and encodes 157 amino acids. The transcript is spliced from 3 exons. The record is from RefSeq and is a predicted model, not a curated record.